AUGGCUGACCUAGGAUCCAUAGCCGCAUAUCCCUCCCCUCCGGACCGCUACUCCCCGCCGCCCCAGAACCCCUCCAUCUCGUCGCUCUACGAGCGCGCCGCCAUGGCCUCGUCCGUGUCGCCCAGCGUCGGGUCCUCCGGCGCAUACGCUGGGAACGCCUCAGCCGGCGGAGCGGACAAGAGUCCGCUGUCGUCGAUGAACCUCGGCUUCCUCAAGUCGCUCAACGACAAGAGGACGACGAGGGACGGCAACCCGCCGAAGCGCAGAGGACCCAAGCCGGACAGCAAGCCGGCUCUGACCAGGCGACAGGAACUCAACCGGCAGGCACAACGCACGCACCGCGAGCGCAAAGAACUCUACAUCAAGGCCCUCGAAGACGAGGUCCUGCGCCUGAAGGAGAUCUACUCCAACAUCAGCCAGGACAAGGAGCGGCUCGCCGAGGAGAACCGGCAGCUCAAGGCCCUGCUCGCGCAGAACGGCAUGUCCAUGUCCAGCACCGUGCUCGGCGGCUCGUCCAUCCUCGACGACAGCAUCAGCAACCCGGCCUCGGUCGGGUACAACAGCUCCGCGUCCGUCUCGGGCACCCACUCGUACGGCGGCGGCGCCAACGCUGCCUCCAGCCACACCAGCGCGUACACCUCGCCUGGUGCGAUGCAGGGCAUGUCGCCGGGAGGGAUGAGCCAGGGACAGCACAGCCGCGGACAUGGCCACAGCCACUCGCAGAUGGCCGGGCAGCACGCCGGCGGCGGCAGCGCUCCGGGCCCGCAGCGGAAUCCAGGUGUGGAUUAUGAUCAGGCGGGAAUUGAUUUCGUCUUAACUCUCGAGAAACCCUGCAUGGACCACCUGCCGUGGCUGCUCGAAAGAGGCACCGAGACAGGAGGCGCCGAGCCCUGUGGCCACGCCCUGAUGGCCAGCUGUCCCCCGGAGCCGUUCCCUGAGCUGACGACCGACAUCCCCUUCGGCUACGGCAACGUCAAGAGCGGCGAUCUCGACAGCGGCCAGCGCACGUGGGAGCUCAGCAAGGCCGACCUGACCACCCUGCUCGACCUGAGCAAGCGCCUCAACCUCGACGGCGAGAUCACCCCCGUCAUGGCAUGGGGCAUGGUGCUGGCCCACCCCCGGCUAGGAGAGCUGACGACCGCCGACUUUGUGAGGCUGACGGAGGAGCUCGGAAGUAAGAUGCGGUGUUACGGAUUUGGUGCCGUGAUGGAGGAGUUUGAAGUGCGGGACGCACUCGAGAACGUUUUGUCCACUAAGUCCGAACCGCUAUCAGCUAUGGCUUAUUGA
This is a messenger RNA of Phaeoacremonium minimum UCRPA7, 1287 nucleotides long. Its product is annotated as putative bzip-type transcription factor protein. The coding region runs from base 1 to 1287 and encodes 428 amino acids. Gene Ontology annotation, molecular function: transcription cis-regulatory region binding; DNA-binding transcription activator activity, RNA polymerase II-specific. The transcript has 4 exons. NCBI's taxonomy places the organism in Eukaryota, Fungi, Ascomycota, Sordariomycetes, Togniniales, Togniniaceae. Gene Ontology annotation, cellular component: RNA polymerase II transcription regulator complex. The record is from RefSeq and is a predicted model, not a curated record.